AUGUCGGACGACUAUGACUCCUGUGACCCCCAACUCUAUGACUCUGAAGAGUUUCUCGACUUCUCGGACGACCUCUACGAUGGGGAAGAUCUCUGCCACUACUGCAAGGAAGAGCCAAACGACAGCAAAUGUCAAUUUUGCAACUGCUGGGAGUACGACUGCCACGUCCCUGACCCAUGGGCCUGCUCCGAAUCCUGCGAGUGUGAGAGUUGCACGGAAUACCGCUCCGAGUUCCCGUUUCCUCUCCGGUCGAACUCAGAGAGCCCGCUCACGCCGGCAACAAUCUAUGAUCGCUCUACAGUCUAUGAGCUCCUUCGGUUUGUUCACGAUCGCCACCUGGUAGACCCGCAGCCGGGCGGCCUCACACACAAGCAUCUCUACUAUCRCAUCCUCCGUGCUGCGGAUGAGAAGCCUAGCUUCCGAUUCCUGGAUCUGUCCGCCGAGAUGCGAAACCACGUCUACCAUGACUUGCUCAUCUUUCCACGAGCGGGAGCCCGCACAGAAACGACAUGCUUUCCCGCAAUCCUCAGAACCUCCGGCCAGGUUAAUCGGGAGGGCAAAGGUAUUUUGUACGGCGACAAUGUCUUCCAGGUCAAAAUCACCCAGGACCACACCACAAGCGCCUCAGUCAAGAAAAGCAUACGCGURCAUGACGAGAACUUCCCAAUCACCUGCCUGCACAACAAGUUUAGCCGCAUUCCAGAGGCGAUCAAUGCAUACCCCGAGGUCUUCAAGCGCAUCCAACAACUAGAAAUUGAAGUCAAAUUCAUUUGCAUGGACGUCGGUCGCAAUUGGCUGCACGGGAGCCAUAGCUGGGACUUCAUCAACAGGUGUCUGCUCUCGCUAUCAUCCUUCCUCAUGGAUGGCCACGAACUGAAGAAGAUCAAGAUCGAAUUCAAGGUUGUCACCUCCGAGCACCAGAACGACUUGCCGGAGGAUUGGGAGAUUGGCUACAUGCUGUACCCACUGCGUCGCCUACGCGGUGUCAAGAAAGUAGAGGUCACUGGAUCUCUCCCGAAGAAGAUGGCCAAACUCAUCGUCAGCGAGCUUCAGAGUACGGCGAAAGCGCCCCACAACACUUUAAGACACUGGCAGCUUCUUGAAACGGAAGCUAUUGCACGUCUCCUACUUACUCAACAUCUUCAUGGAUCGGAAUGUCACUGCGGAUCGUGCUACGAACCAAUGGAGUUCUGCAUGCUUGAGCUACAGAACGCCUUUGCGACUGUUCAGGACCACGAGAUCUUCCAGAGCGAGAGUCCUGGCAUUGAAACCUCUGUGAAGGAGGAGAAUCUACAGGUACGCCUGGCCGGCCUUCAACGCGCUCUUCGCGCUGCGAGAGCUGCCGAGUUGAAGGUAAAGUUCGAUGCAUUCUUCAAGGCGGAGAAGGAGAGGCGGAGGUUUGAUAGUCGUGUCGGACAGGAAAUCCCGAUGGAUGCGGAGAAGAAAUGGGGGGAUGUCGACAUCGAUGAUGAGGAUGGAACGGAGGAUUUGCGCGCACGUACAGACUGGGGAUUUGCCGAGUAUGAAGAGGGCGAUCAUGUUGACUUGGCCACGUGA
Molecule: messenger RNA, 1557 nt
Organism: Ramularia collo-cygni
Lineage: Eukaryota; Fungi; Ascomycota; Dothideomycetes; Mycosphaerellales; Mycosphaerellaceae
Exons: 2
Coding region: 1-1557 (518 amino acids)
Source: RefSeq, a predicted model, not a curated record